This is a messenger RNA of Pomacea canaliculata, 3643 nucleotides long. RefSeq names its product major facilitator superfamily domain-containing protein 9-like. Gene Ontology annotation, molecular function: transmembrane transporter activity. Gene Ontology annotation, biological process: transmembrane transport. Lineage: Eukaryota; Metazoa; Mollusca; Gastropoda; Architaenioglossa; Ampullariidae. The record is from RefSeq and is a predicted model, not a curated record.
AUCACAAUGGCGUCGGGCGAUAGUUAUCGUCUGCUUGGUCGGCAGAGCAAACUAUUGAAAAAUCCUCUUUAUCUUCUUUAUUUUAGUGGAUUUCUGGAUCUGUUCGGAGUCAGCAUGGUCAUGCCUCUUAUUCUGCCAUAUGCUCGUAAUCUAGGGGCAUCACCCACAAUGGCUGGCAUAAUAGGUUCUGUUUAUGGUGCUUUUCAACUGUUCUCAAGCCCUGUGAUGGGUCAAUGGAGUGACUCACUUGGGCGGCACCAUACUCUAUGUUUGUGUCUUGCAGCAUCUGGCAUUGGCUACGCAUUUAUGGGAUUCGCCACUUCUGUCCUUUUACUUCUUUUGAGUCGAAUUCCACUAGGUAUUUUUAAGCACAGUCAGAACAUGUCAAAAAUAUAUUUGGCAGACAUAAUUCCUGAAAGGCAAAGAUCUGAAGUUCUAGGUAACUUCAAUUCUGCAUCUAGCAUUGGUUUUAUAAUGGGACCGAUGGUUGGUGGCCACGUUGCUGAGCUGCCAGGAGGGUUUAGAUAUGUAUCUCUUCUUGCUGGAACUGUCUUUCUUUUGAAUGCAGCAAUGGUGUGGCUAGCAUUGCCAUCUCAAAGCCUCAGCACAAAGUUGACAGAUGUGGAAGAAAGAAACUUCACACAUAGUGACUCUACUAUCUCCUUGAAGAAACUUGCCAGUGAGGAGAUUUCUUUUAAUCCAAAGUUCAUUAUCCAACGAUUCAAAUCUAUUGACUGGCAUGAUCUUUGGGACUUCUUCAUCAAAUUCUUGGCCGGCUUUUCUGUCAUCAUCUUUCGAAACAAUUUUAACAUUGUGUUGAAAGAAAAAUUUAAUGCGAGUCCCAAAUCAUUGGGCUACAUAAUGUCUUAUUCUGGAGCUAUAGCAGCUUUGUGUGGAUUUUGUGUUGGACCUUUUACCAAAAUGUACUCCAGCAUGGCUACGGUGUUCUUCCAUAUGCUUUUGCUUCAGUGUGCCUCACUUGUUGCUGUGACUCUGGCUUCAUCUAUGUCAAUGGUGAUGCUGGCUCUGACUCCUCUUAGCUUUGUGACCACCACGAUAAGAGUUGCUGCCACUGAUCUCACAAUCAAAAGGGGAGGAAAGCGAAGCAGAGGAGCACUAAUGGGGCUCAGUCAGAGUGUGAUAUCCCUUGCCAGAAUGCUGUCCCCAUUUCUCGCAGGAAUUGCACAGGAAGUUCAUAUAGAUGGGCCUUCUGUGAUAGCCAUUGUGACAACCACCAUUGCUGCGGUCAUCAUGUAUUUACGGCCUCAAGACCCUGAGAAACGUAAAAAGAAAAAGAACUAACAUCUUUGCUAAGGGUAAAGAGCAAAGAUGUGUCCAUUUUUCUAUUUUUAGAUGAUGAUCGAUGCAUCAACUUCCCUUGUGGAGAUACAGUACUCAGGGUGUAGUCAGAUUUGUUCCAGUUCUUUACUCAUUUACUGGAAGUGUAUUUUCCCAAAUGUCACAACUGGUACAGCAUCCAAAUGGUAAGCUUGCCAGUUGGCAGAGCCAUAAAGAGCAAGCAGACUCACAAGAUAUUAUUAUAUAAUGCUUGGACUGCUAGUAUGAUUAAAUUGUCAUUGUUGUGAAAAACAUCUGUUUUGUAAAAACUGACUGUCCUAGUUCUGUCCUAGUUUCUUUACAGGCACAAAUAAAAAGAAUGUGCUUUUUAACAAAGAUUCUAUGAAAAACACACAUAUGCAACCAACACAAAUGACACCCUUGUGCUCACCAUUUUAGAGACCAGGUUUCCUCUCUCACUUUCAACAGACAACACUAUCUUCCAAUCUGUUACACAUUCAAUUUUCAUUUUACUUAUACUUUCUGCUUAAUGUCUGUCAGUGCCAAACUCUCUUCCUAUACCAUGUACUCUUUACACUUAUAGUAGCACAUGGAACAAGGUCAGCAAUACGGUAUCAAUGAUAACUUCUAAGUACUAUUUUUUACAUAUCAAAAAUUGUUUUGUGGACAAGUGUGGAAAAUUCCAUUCAUAUCUUAAGAUUUGUAUAUUAGUGAAAAAUCCUCUUACGCUAGCAACACUUUUCCAUUUUCUAUAUUAAUUGCUGAUGACAGGGGAAAGUAGUGGGGGUGGAAGCAGGAAUUGGUGUUUUACAUGGAGCCAGCAACUAAAGCUAUAUCACAACAAAGCAACCAGCCCUUUAGUUAGAAAAGGGAAGACCUUGAAUCUAAAGUUGAAGUCAAAGGGGAAGCAAUUCUGAACUCUAUCACAGUCUUAACGAUUUUAAGAUUUUGGUUUUUUAACAAUAUUUCUGCAAAGCACACUGAGAUCUCAUUAAAUGGCUGGGAAAGUGCACUUAUAUUAAAUGCAGCUGGUUUUAUUGUAUAUAAAUUGUAAAUACAAUAAAAUAUAAAUGUGUUGGAAGCAUUAAAUUUUUAUAUUGUUUGACUUAUUUUCCCAGAAUAAAACUUUUAAACAAUGUUGGUCCCCCUUUUUGCUCUUGAUGCUUUGGGAAAUGGGAGGAUGUCAAUGACCAAAGGGAAAAGGUUUAGCAUAGUUUGUUAUUGGAUUUUUUAAAAACGUUUUUGAUGAAAUAAAUUCAUUUUUUCCUGUCUGAGAAUAUCGAGCUCUUGUAAAUAAUAUCACAAUACAUAAGAGUUGCCUCAACCAUUUGUUGUUGUAUCAUAUUGGUGAAGAUAUUGCUGUACUAAAAUAAGAGCAUAUUAGUAGAUUAUUCAAAUACAGUAUAUCUGCUUAGUAAUAUAUUCACAUUUUUUGGAGGGAUGAAUAUCAAAGGCAUGUGAGGGAAAGGGAUGAGGGGGGAAGGGGUUAAGGUAGGUAUGGAGGAAGGAUCGUUGCUCUGUUAUGCUACAGGUGUUGCUUGCUGUAGGUGGUGCCCUUUUCCAUUUGUUGCUCAUUGUGCCUGGGAUUGCUAAAUCUGCAGUAGGGGUGUUUGUUGUGCUGUUUCUAUUUUCUAGCCUGUGGUUUUGUUUUCGUUAAUUUUUUCUUUCUGUAUUUAUGAUGUAGAUACAUUUCUCAUGGAUUUUUAGAUUUUAUUUACUUGAUCUUAGAGUUAUGCUUGUUAUAAUUUUGGUAAUGAAUGCUGAAAGAGGCCCAUGCUGUUUAGUAAUAAUGGUCAAUCUGACUGCUUUCCAGUGCUUAUAUUUCAUAAGGCAAAACCUUAAUAUAUUUUUAUUUUUUUAAUUUUAUUAUUUUUAAAGGUGAUGUCUAGCAUUUACUCAUUACCCUGUUUAUAUACAUCUAGAAUUGGGAUGGCUUACCGCCAUCGAUCCAACUACUAAGUAUAUUAUUCCAUAGUUCUUUAGGUGGUUUAGGCAGCUAUUUAUGUUUAAUGUCUUGUUUACUUUUCUUGUUUUCUUUACACUCUAACAGCAUGUGAGAUACUGUCUCUGCUGGUGCAUGUUAAGGAAUCUUAACAUAGUAUGGUAUUCUCCAUUUAGUCUCAUUAUUGUUCUUUUGCAUUGUCUUUGAUUUGUAGAAAAGUAUUACUAAGGUAUUUAUUGUGUAAUUCUGUUAAUGUGAGUGACCAUAGGUCACUUGACAACUAGAGAGCCAUAAUUCAAGCCAAGUGUGCUCAAUGGCUUUAGAACGAUCUGCCUUAUUAAGUGUGAUAAAAAUCUUGUUAUUUACCUGUUACAAAUAAGAAAAUAGAGAAAAUCAUUGCAA